GGAGACGAGACCUCUAGCUAUACAGAUCCAGAGCAGACAGUCGCCAUGGCAAAUAGUAGUGGAUAACCGAUUGGGAAGAGCGGCGACGCUAACAUCAGCAUCCUGAUGCUCUGAUACGCCUUGACUAGCGCAAGCAAAGAGAGAGAGAGAGCCGCCGGACUCGCCACUCCGUCUCCAUCCCACACCCCGGGAGCUGUCUCCGCGCUGCCUCGUUCUUGCUCCCCUCGUUCCCGUUGUGUUUGCGGAUCCGCUCCUCACACCUGCUGCACGACGGUGGUCUCGUUGCUCGGGAUUGAGAGGCGAAGUAGCGACGCCUUUGUUCAGACUCCGCAUCACUGAAGAGAGAAGGAAAGCAGCGAGCGACGAGAGGAAGAAAGGAACAGGCCCCUCACUCCAGCCCUGAGGAUGGGCACCACGGAGGCCACGCUGCGCAUGGAGAACAUGGAGGUGAAGGAUGAGUGGCAGGAUGAAGACUUCCCCAGACCCCUGCCAGAAGACAUGGAUAUGGAAUGCAGCCUCACUGAUGACAUCAGGACCUCUCCGCCCACCUCUCUGAAUGUGGACGGGGGGGGCGGGGCUCACAGGAAGAGGCGCACCCUGGUGGCCCCCGAGAUGAGCCUGUCCCUCGACCGGAGCGAGGGCUCCCUCCUGUCCGACGAGUUCCUUGACACUCCAGACGAUCUGGACAUCAACGUGGACGACAUCGAGACGCCCGACGAGACCGACUCCCUCGAGUUCAUCGGCAACGGCAACGAGCUGGAGUGGGAAGAUGACACGCCCGUGGCCUCUGCGAAGGCACUUCCCGGGGAGGGGUCGGAGCCAGGGGGCGAGGAGGGGGAGGGGUCAGCGGCUAACGGGCGCCUGUGGAGGACGGUGAUCAUUGGCGAGCAGGAGCACCGCAUCGACAUGCAAGUCAUCCGGCCCUACCUGAGAGUGGUGACGCAUGGGGGUUACUAUGGCGAGGGCUUGAACGCCAUCAUCGUUUUCGCGGCCUGCUACCUCCCUGACAGUAACUGCGCGGACUACCAUUACAUCAUGGAGAACCUCUUCCUGUAUGUGAUCAGCAGUCUGGAGCUGCUGGUAGCCGAGGACUACAUGAUCAUCUACCUGAACGGGGCCACACCGCGACGCAGGAUGCCCGGUCUGGGCUGGCUGAAGAAGUGCUACCAGAUGAUCGACAGGAGGCUUAGGAAGAACCUGAAGUCCCUGAUAAUCGCUCACCCCUCCUGGUUCAUUCGCACCAUCCUGGCAAUCUCCAGACCCUUCAUCAGUGUGAAGUUCAUGAAUAAGAUCCGCUACGCCCACAGCCUGGAGGAACUGGGGCAGAUCAUCCCCAUGGAGCACGUGCAGAUCCCAGAGUGUAUCCUGCAGUUUGAAGAAGACAGACUUAAAGCCCGUUGGAGGAGGAACAUCAGCAGCCGGCUGAGACAGAGAGGCCUGGAACAACGACAGCAGAGCAGUCAUAGAACUGUGAAGGGGAUGGACAGCAGCUGCUUAACAUUCAGAAAAAAAAGAAACUGAAGAAAAUUCAUGUUUACAGUGCGGGAGGAUGGAAAGAGAGAUGAAUCCAUCAAUCUUUUAUUUUUAAUAAGUGACACUAACCCUAACCCUAACCCCAGUAUUCCAAUGAUAUUCCAUUGUCAGUAUUCUGGAACUGUGGCAUUCAUUCUGUGCAAUUUUGAUAUCGGAUCUGACACAGAAAAUCUAAACUAGUUGGGAACUUCAUAAGCACUUUUUUAAAAUAUUUAUUUAGCUAUUCCUCCUUGAUUCAUAUGCUUGCUAAUAUUUUAUUUUCAUGACGGUAGAAUUUAAGCAGGAUGAGGGUAGGUGGU
Molecule: messenger RNA, 1832 nt
Organism: Polyodon spathula (Mississippi paddlefish)
Lineage: Eukaryota; Metazoa; Chordata; Actinopteri; Acipenseriformes; Polyodontidae
Product: caytaxin-like
Exons: 13
Coding region: 406-1521 (371 amino acids)
Biological process (GO): apoptotic process
Cellular component (GO): cytoplasm
Source: RefSeq, a predicted model, not a curated record